This is a messenger RNA of Siniperca chuatsi (mandarin fish), 1538 nucleotides long. Its product is annotated as probable endonuclease 4. Gene Ontology annotation, molecular function: DNA-(apurinic or apyrimidinic site) endonuclease activity; phosphoric diester hydrolase activity; DNA binding. Lineage: Eukaryota; Metazoa; Chordata; Actinopteri; Centrarchiformes; Sinipercidae. The transcript is spliced from 6 exons. The coding region runs from base 249 to 1403 and encodes 384 amino acids. Gene Ontology annotation, biological process: base-excision repair. The record is from RefSeq and is a predicted model, not a curated record. Gene Ontology annotation, cellular component: nucleus; mitochondrion.
AUGGCCAGCCUGUGGCAGCUGCGUGGAAGCCCUCUGACUGGCUGGCUUCUACCGGGAGGGAUGCAUAAAAGACGUAUUUUGACCUUCACAAACUUUUGACAGUCAAACUUAGUACCAUCGUUCGUGCUUCGUAGCGUAACAGUUCUCCCAAACGCAUAUUUUAAAGUAGCCACUGAAGUCAUAAACAGAAAACGGUCAGCCUUUUGCAGAAAUUUGCAAAGUGCUGUUCAUGACUUUCUCUUGAUAGCAUGGGUCCGAGAAAGAGAGGAGCAAGGAAAAGGAAAACCGAGGAGGCCUUUGGAGGAGAAAAGGACGGAGAGGACACCGAGGAGAAGGAGGCUGAGGAGAGAGGAGACAGGAGGAGGAAGGACCGUGGGAAUAAGAAAUACAUCGGAGCUCAUGUUGGCAUCCAAGGUGGGAUAUGGAAAGCAGUGGAGUCCUGCACAGAGAUGGGUGGCAGCAGCUUCGCCCUGUUUCUGGGCUCCCAGCGGUCAUGGAAGAGGCCAGCACUGGACCAGACGGCUGCAUCCAAGUUUCGGGAGCAAUGUUCCCUACAAGAGCUUGACCCAGCUCACAUCUUGCCUCAUGGGUCCUACCUGAUGAACUGUGGAUCUCCUAAAGAGGGUUUGUCAGACACUGAUGGAUGCCUCCUGCAGAUUCUGUCCUUGACUUUACUCCCUUGCUCUCUCACAUUCAGUUGCCUGCCCUUGUCUUGCAUUGGUUAUUUAAUCUUUCCAACUGUGUCUUGUCUUCUGACAACCUCCUCUGGUUUCUGUGCCAUGUUGCACCCAGAUGUGUUUGAGAAGAGCCAGGCACUGCUAGUGGAUGAGCUAAGCCGCUGCAGCCUCCUGGGUCUCAACCUCUACAACUUCCACCCUGGCUCCUCCCUGGGCUCCAUCACCACUGAGCAGUGUGUGGACAAGAUAGCAGGAUCCAUUAACCACGCUCACCAGCAAACACCUGCUGUGGUAACAGUGCUGGAGAACAUGAGCGGUCAGGGCAGUACGGUGGGCGGUAAGUUCUCUGAGCUGAAGAGCAUCAUAGACAAAGUGAGAGACCAAACCAGAGUCGGAGUGUGUCUGGAUACCUGCCACGCCUUCGCAGCAGGAUACGACCUGGCUGCAGAGGGAGGAGUGAAGGCCAUGCUUGAUGAGUUUGAUCAGGAAGUGGGGCUCCACUAUCUUAAAGCCAUCCAUCUCAAUGACUCCAAAGGUAAACUAGGCUGUAACCUCGACCGCCAUGAAGACAUCGGCAAAGGUCACAUUGGAAUCUCUGCUUUCCGAGACAUUGUCAAUGAGCCCAGAUUAGACAACAUCCCUUUGAUACUGGAGACACCUGGACGGCCAGGAUUCGAGUAUGCUGAGCAGAUUGAACUUCUCUAUUCCCUUUGUGAGAAAAAAUAGAAAGCACCCUUACAGAUGAAUUAGCACUGCUAAACUUAACCCUGCAAAACCACUGCUCACACGUCUGUUGAAAAAAUGUGUUUCUCAAGGACCAAAAUGGAUGGGUGAUUAAACACCACCAAACAAGUUUGUUAA